CGCCGCCUGGUGCGGUGGCUGCCAUAAUCAGGAGUGAGCCCACCUCUGUGAGGGGCCUCUGCGAGGAUUCUCGCUCCCAUAUUCCGUAGCAAGGAUGCAGUGUAUCUAUAGCACAGUGGUGACGUGAUUCUGCAGCGCCCAGCGCCCAGCUCCAAUUCCCUUUGGUCUCUCUUUGUUUUAUGUAUCUUGCAGUGCUACACAUGGACCCGCCCUCGCACUUCUACUCGCCCUUCUCGCCAUCGGUGCGCAGGAGCUUGAUGAGUUUAGGAACGACGCGGCGGCAGGCGUCAGCUCUACCUCGGCACGACUUACUUCCACGCACGGUCGCACUGCAGCGCCGUGCGGUCGGGGAGCACGCCCUCCCACGCCUUCUGUGGGACCUUGGGCAUGGCGUGAUUGAGGAGGGCCAAAUACUCAGCCGCGGUCCACUUGCGCCCGGCGGCGGGGCCACCAGCCGUCUUGCCCUUCUUCUUGGGCUUGUCGGCGAGGUCUGGCUUCGUGUCGGAGGCGGAAGUCAGCAACGGCGAGGGCGAGGAAGAGUGCACGCGCGGCCUGGACUUCUUGGGCUGGCGCUUGGGUUUCGGAGGUGGGGUUGGGGAGAGCUCGUCCUCAGAUUCACGGGCGCGCUUCAUGGUGAUGAGGUGGAUGAGGUGGAUUGUUGAAUUUGGGGGGAAGUACGACGUUGAGGUUAUGAGAAGAGUGCUGGGGUGAUGACCAG
Molecule: messenger RNA, 718 nt
Organism: Cutaneotrichosporon oleaginosum
Lineage: Eukaryota; Fungi; Basidiomycota; Tremellomycetes; Trichosporonales; Trichosporonaceae
Source: RefSeq, a predicted model, not a curated record